GGGGGCAGGGAAAGAAAAAGACGCUGGAUAAUGGGAUUGAGGGAACGAGUGAGGAGAAGAGAGCCGGAGUGAGAGACAGAGCUGGGGUACACCCAUAGACUGUGUAUAAAGAGGGUACACCUGACUUUGAGAAGGGAGGGAGCUCCGCUGUACACACACAGAAUCAGUGCCAGCAGACAGAGGCAGGGAGCCAGCUGACAGAGAGAGCGUCGACCAGCCAUGUCGGACACCGAUUCUCUAAGUGAAGCACUAAAAGCUAUCAGUGUGAGUACAGAGCUAAUUGAGGAUGAGCUCAAGCCUCAUUUGGACACAGUGCUGUCUUCUUUGCUGGAAAAGAAGAAAGAUGCUGCUGUUGCGAUUGUGAAUAGUGGGAUUCUACCCACAUUGGCUCAGGCUUUACAAAGUAAAAGCAGCCUGAGCUGCCAGGUGGCUCUGGUGGUGGCAGAGAUGGCCCGUGAAGCUGCAGUCAGGGAGUCGUGCAUUGAGGCAGGCCUGGUGAAGGUACUGCUUCCUCAUCUGAACAGCAACAACCAGGAGAUGCUGCUGAACACUGGCAGAGCCAUUGGACGCAUCUGCUUUGACAACUCAUACCAACAGGACAUGCUAGUCCAGAGUGGCGUAAUACCCAGACUGGUGUCCAUAAUGAAGGAGUAUUCAGACAACGACCCACUGGUUAACGUUUGCCUACUGGCCCUUUGUAACCUGGCUGACAUGGACUCCGCGAGGGAAGCCCUGGCAGAGCUGGAUGUGGCAGAUGUACUGACAUUUCAGUUGAAACGGGCACCUGAUGCCGAACGCAGACAUGUCAUCCUGGAAAUACUGGGUGCACUGGGCGAGAGUGAUACACUGAAACUACAGUUUGCAGAGUCAGGAGUACCAGAGGCUCUAUCAGAGAUGAUUCAGUGCCUGCAAGGAGGUUCUGACCCCCAUGACCUCUGCAGCAUCAAGAUUGCCUCCAACCUCAUAGUGUCUCUGCUUUUGGGAGAUGAGUCCAUGCAGAAGUGCUUUGGUGAGGGAUCAGGUCUGGUAUAUCAGGAUGUUCUGUCCUGGCUACAGAGCUCCAACACUCAGCUGCAGCUGUCUGGAGCCUUGGCCAUCGCCAACUUUGCCAGAAAUGACAGUAACUGUGUGAAGAUGCUGGACCUUGGGGUGGUUCCCCACAUCCUGACCUUGUUGGAGCAACAUGUUGACGAGGGAGACGUGUCUGUUCAACAUGCUGGACUGAGUGCGCUCAGGAAUCUGGCUAUUCCUGCCACAAACAAAGUGAGAAUGCUUGAAGAUGGGGUGACUGAGAGGAUAAAGACCCUGCUACGCUCAGACAUGCCACCUGUUCAGUUCAAACUGUUGGGUACACUACGCAUGAUGGUGGAUGGACAAGAUGAGGCAGCUUUGGUGCUGGGGAGAGAUGCUGUACUGCUGGCCCGGGUCAUGGAAUGGUGUGAAGCCAAAGAUCAUGCAGGAGUCCGAGGAGAAGCCAGCCGCCUAUUGGCUGCCCUCAUCAGACACAGCCGCAGUCCUGAAGUUGUUCUUGCUGUAACCAAAGCAGAUGGGGUUCGGCACCUUACCUCCAUGGCUACGAGUGAGCAUGUCAUCAUGCAGAAUGAGGCCCUGGUUGCUCUGGCAAUAGCGUCUGCCAUUGACCUUGAGUCUAUGAAGGAUCCAUUAUGGGAGGCAGAGCUGUUGCCCAUGCUAAAGAAGAUGUUGGAGGAUCCUGAAGGGGCGGUCGAAGUCAAGUUCAGUGCUUUAGGUCUCAUCUGCAGCCUGGCUGACUCCAGUGUGAUGAAGGAGGAGUUGAACUCUGUGAAUAUGAAGGAAAGCCUAACUAAACUGACAAAUCAUAGCAGCAGUAAACUUGCCUCACAAGCCAGUUCCCUAGUGGCAGUUCUCAGUGACACCAGCUAAACCAGCACAUUGCAGCAACAAAGGAUUUCAUCUGUUGUCUGGAUUUAUCCUGUUAUUCAAUGACAUACUGUAAUUCAAAUUAGCUUUUUGCAGAAGUUUUGCUAACUAUUUGUUUGGCUUUGGCUUUGGCUUUAUGGCAAUAAGAUCACGUGUCCUCACUAGUAGCUCUCUGAGGCUACCCUGUUCAUAGGAGGAAUAAACAACAUACAGAUACAUUUAUAGUUCUUAAACUCUACACAAAAGCAUGGCUCAAUGAGGUAAUUAAUACCCAAGUUGUUAAUUCAAUCAGGAGCAUAAAUGUACUCUGUGAAUUUCACAGUAACCUA
Molecule: messenger RNA, 2228 nt
Organism: Paralichthys olivaceus (Japanese flounder)
Lineage: Eukaryota; Metazoa; Chordata; Actinopteri; Pleuronectiformes; Paralichthyidae
Product: rap1 GTPase-GDP dissociation stimulator 1-B
Biological process (GO): positive regulation of GTPase activity
Cellular component (GO): cytosol
Molecular function (GO): protein binding; guanyl-nucleotide exchange factor activity
Source: RefSeq, a predicted model, not a curated record